AUGUUGGCCUUUAGCUUGGGUUCGAGCGCACUGUUGAUUAUUGAGAAACCCAAAACUCAGCGAGCAUUAAAAUUUUUCAUCACGGUACUGGUUUUUCUCGUCGCGGUAACUCUAAGUGUUUUGAUGCCCACCCCUUUCGGUGCUGCGAUUUUGUCGAACAAUCUUGUUGUUAUCUCUCAGAUAAUAAUAAAAUUAUGGAUUUCAUUCAAUUUCUUAUGGUACUUCCCCUGGGAUAGGCUGAUUGUAUUAAACACUACGAAGAACAACCUGAACGACACUGGCUUAGAAAACCCCGUUGCCGUUACUGACGACAAUUAG
Messenger RNA from Pocillopora meandrina, 318 nucleotides. The record is from the annotation of a GenBank genome assembly. Lineage: Eukaryota; Metazoa; Cnidaria; Anthozoa; Scleractinia; Pocilloporidae.